AUGGUGGACGGGCAGACUAGAAGACGCAGUCCUUCGGUCGAAGGGACCUCGCACCGCCAGCAGUCCGGAGACGCCAUCUCGACAGCGGAUGGCUCCGAAGCGCCAUCGGCCAAGCCCGGCGGUUCGCCGGACAAAGCGGACGCCUCCAAGCAGCCCACGCCGGUUCACGUCACCCCCGACAGCAACGCCGGCACCCCAGCCGGCGAAGCCCGCGGUGGCAGCGCGGGCCGAUCGCGCUGGCUGAAGCUCCGUACCACAGUCCAGCUGUCUGGAGCCAUCAGCGACAUCCAGAAGAAGCGGCCGCUCAAGAGGGAGGACUCGUUCCUCAAGAGGUUCUCGACCAGGCACAUCGGAGAGACGAGGACGUCCGGAAGCGACUCGGCUACGUCGCCAGCCGCCGAACCGCGGCCCAAGUUCUUCUCCAAGCCCAACUGCGUGCGACUCAUCUUGGGAGUGCUCAAUCCGGACGAAAACGCCCUGUUCGUCUGGCUAUGGAUCCUCACCUGGUGCGUGCUGUACAACGCGUGGGCGCUGAUCCUGCGCCAGACAUUCACGGAGUUGCAUACCUCGUCUCUGCAUCUCUGGUUUGUAGCAGACGGCUUUUCGGACCUGGUCUACCUGCUGGACAUCGUCGUCCAGUUCCGCACGGGCUACCUCGAACAGGGUCUGAUGGUGUGCGAGGCCCGGAAGCUGGCCGGCCACUACGUGCGUUCCAGGCCUUUCCUCAUGGACUUGGCGGCGCUUACUCCACUAGACCUGCUCCAAUUCUACUUCGGCGUGACGCCGCUGCUUAGGUUUCCUCGGUUCAUCAAGGUGUAUCGCUGCUACCGCUUCUAUUACAUGGUGGAGUCUCGGACCAUCUACCCGAACCUGUGGCGUGUGGUGAAUCUGAUUCACAUCUUGCUGCUCCUGUCCCACUGGUUCGGCUGCUUCUAUUACAUGCUGUCCCAGUUCGAGAACUACGACGGCCCCUGGACCUACCACAAGCCGGACUCGCCCGAGUGGAAAGGUCUGGCCCGCAAGUACCUGGCGUCUCUGUACUGGUCCACGCUCACGCUCACCACCAUCGGGGACCUGGAGACGCCAAGCUCCAACUUGCAAUACAUAUUCACCAUUUUAUGUUAUCUCAUCGGAGUAUUCAUAUUUGCGACCAUUGUAGGACAAGUAGGCAAUGUAAUUACUAACCGAAAUGCGAGCCGACUGGAGUUCGAACGACUUUUGGACGGCGCGAAGUUGUACAUGCGGCACCACAAGGUUCCGCACAAUAUGCAGAGGAGGGUUCAACGCUGGUACGACUACUCCUGGUCCAGGGGCCGGAUGCAGGGAGGAGGCGACAUCAACUCGGCCCUAGGCUGCCUGCCAGACAAGCUCAAAACUGAGCUGGCGCUCCACGUGAACCUCAAGACCCUGAAAAAGGUGACUAUCUUCCAGGAGUGCCAGCCCGAAUUUCUGCACGACCUGGUGCUCAAGAUGCGUGCGUACAUAUUCACCCCCGGAGACCUGAUCUGUCGAAAGGGAGAAGUGGCCCGCGAGAUGUUCAUCAUAGCCGAUGGCAUCCUCGAAGUCAUCAGUGAAAGUGGCAAAGUGCUCACGCAAAUGAAGGCGGGCGAUUUUUUCGGGGAGAUCGGCAUUUUGAACCUGGACGGCUUCAACAGGAGAACUGCAGAUGUUCGUUCGGUGGGUUACUCCGAGCUGUUCAGUUUGUCCAGGGAAGACGUGCUCUCUGCCAUGAAGGACUACCCCGAAGCGGAGGAGAUCCUGCAGGCGAUGGGGCGCAAGAGGCUUAUGGAAGCCCGCCGGGCGGCGUCCGUCCGCAAGGGCGACGACAUCAUCUCCCGCACGUCCCACGGUGGUCCCAUGGAGGCGAACGCGCCUUCGCCCCAGGGCUCCGUGCACUCGCGCGGACCCAAGUCCAUGGAUGCCAUGCGCAAGCUCAAGAAGGACGUCAAGAACCUCAGGCAGCUGCUCAGGAACCGCACCAACACCACGACUCAGAAACCACCAGAAAUUCAGCUUGAAAUGGAGCCUGUGAUGUCAUCAGUGGAGGAACACCAUGAUGACAGCGACGUCGGAACACCCUCAACACCUGUAGCAAAAUCGUUACACAAGUUGUUCAGGCUAAUGUCCGGUAGCGAUACAUCGGCCAAACACGCUCCGGUAACAUUUCAAGUUCACGCACCUGUCGAACCCCCAGCUGACGUCACGAACCAGAACAUACCGUUGCUAAAAAGGGUGCUCCUACUCAAAGCGAUGGAAGAAAAGUUAGAUAGGGAAAAGCAAGCGCAUCCUCAAGCCACUACUACCACUGAACAAACAAGUGCCUCAAGCAAAGCCGCGCUCACCAAGCUGUCGCCCCCACGACCAGACACCCUGUCGUUAAUUUCGCAGGAAAAACCACAACAUCUACCCGAUACAUCGAGCGCAGCUGCCACGCAGCCGCCUAAAAGUCGUCUCUUAUCCCCCAAAUUCGAGUUGGAAGAUGAGGUAGUCGUAAAACCGCACGAGAAAGUACUGCACACGGCGCACACGUUGGCAACCUUGGAAGAACAGCCGAGCUCUCUCGAUUCGUCUACCACGGAAGCACAAAAUUCACAGAGCGAUAGCCAAGCAAAGAGGACGUUGAAGAUGGCGGCACCCCAGGGGGCACCAGUGGCAGUGGCAAUGGCGCCCCGACCUUCAGCCACGUCCUUCAGAAGCAGAUUGUGGAACAGGAACAGCUUGGAAGGACAUGCAGCAAGGAGGAGCCUUCUUCGAAGGAUGGAAGCUGUUGAAAUGGAGUCUCAAGACGCUUCCCAAGUUCUGCGAGGGAACGUCGAUGACUUGAGGUCACCCAACAACGGACCGUCGAGACAAAGAUUCCGAAAGGGGGUCAUCGAUGGCCAGUCUCCAGACACAGAUCUGGAGCAGAGCCUUGUGUCCGGACUAUUGCGUCAGGAGGACGGCAUCGAGCAGUACGUCGCAGCAGCCAUGAAGCACAUCAAGCUGGCGUUCAAAACGUAUCUGCAUGAAACACAUCUCCAGCUGAACUCCAAGAUUUCGCAACUCGAGGAAGACAUCAAAAAGAAAGAUGCCGUGAUAUGCGACCUACGAAGGAAACUGCUUCUUCAAGAACAAGAGCUCAGUCGCCGUGAACUAAGUUAUUUAGAAGAAGUGAGCAGCCUGAGUGAUACCAGUUUAUCCUGGUCCGAUGAAGACGAGCUCGUGCUAACGACCGGGUCUGUGGAUAGCGCCCGCGCAGAGCCCCUCCUCGAGGAGGAGGAGGACGAUGCCGAGGACGAGGACCGGGCCGACGCCGAGGCCGAGGCCUGUCCCGCCGUCCCUCCCGAGCACAUCCCGGCACGGGGCCGGCCUUUCCUCUACUCCUGGCCCAGACCCAACCUCCCCAACUCGCGCUCGCACCGGCACCGCACCUUCCACAGCUCGUCGUGGCAUGAGCCUUCACUCUCGGCACUGGCAUCCGACUCUGCACUGUGUGGGAUGGCUGCUGCCAGGCUCAAACCGGAAGACCUGUGGAAGCUUGAGUUUCCCGCAAGCCAGGAGCAAUCCAAGGCCACGAGCAUGGAACAUCUAAGCAGGCUGAGCAGCAGCAGCUGUACCACCCUGCCAGAUUUCCCGACGCAGUUCAGCCCACCGGUUAGAGCAAGUAGCGUGACUUCACCGCUGACCUACAAGCGACCUCCCUCAUCUUCGAAUUCGGAUGAUUGGGAAGUCAAAAUGCUCGUUGAAGAGUUUGAGAAAAAGAUUCAAGAAGACGAGGGCAGUCGCCGCCAUUCGUGCUACGAUCCAUUAUCAUGGAACAGAGUGCUGUCGAGAAAUCUCAACCACGGUGAUCUCCUGAGGCGCCAAAUGACGACAGCGUCGCCGUUCGGAUCGCAGGAAGAAGGUCGCAGGAAGCAUUUGCGACGGAAGCAUAGCCUUCGAGACGACCGGAUGUUGCGCAGCCUAGCAACCAAGCAGCCAGCGAUGGAUGUAAGGCCUAAAUUAACGAGGUUUGCUUCCUUGGACAUGCCCCGGUAUCACCGGUACAGGCAUCUUCAUCAAACUAACCAGGGAGAUGACUUUCCAGGGUUUGACCCUUUUCCCGAACGCGCUUCCAGCGACCAGCUGCGGCCAGCAUCGAAGGCCGCGCUCAAACGGCGAGCUUUCUGGCAGUCCAAGCAGCGCCAGAACUCUUUCCUGUCCUGCCAAGCUCCAGCUGGACAGGACCAACAGAGGCUUCUAGCCUGGCGGAGCUUGGACGAAGAAUGUGAGACAAAUGUGAUAGACGCCAGUGAGCACCACAGCGCUCAAGAGACUUCAUUCUCGAACGAGUGUCUCUGGCAUGCCGACCAGACACCGCAACACCGGCAGCAGCAUCAGCUGCCGCAGCAGUCACAUGCUUCCAGCUCAUACAUAGCGGGAUGGCCAUCUACGCCUUGCUUGCCUACCAUCAAAGAAGAUGCGGGUCUGCCCAGUCGCGACAGCAACGUCCAGAAACUUGGAGCUAGCGGUUCGAGAAGCUAUAGCGAAAAUUGUCUCGCGGACGCUGGCGCCGCGUCGCUACCCCAGCUGUCCCUGACACGGAGGAGCUCCUCGAGCAAGACAGGGACGUCGUCCGAGACGUCGACGGAAACCACCAUUCACGAGGACGACUACCGGGCCUCGAAAAACGUGACGGCGCUGCACAUGAGUGAGGGCGAGGGAGACGGACAGGAGGUCAUUCCGGCCGUGCAGGAUAAAGGAGACAGCGUAGCGAUAUCUAUACCUGAUACUGAACACAUCUGGAGUUUGCCCUAGCGCUACGAUAAUUGUCACUAGUCCGCAUGUAGUGCCUUCCUCGGUUUCGAAAUUAUUCAGGCGGAGAACCCACACGUGCAAUUCACCCUCCACCCUGCUUCUGAGUUGCUUCAUUGUCGGUGCCUGACUUGAUUCUUCGUAUUUUCAUAUCACAAAAAUAAGCGACACAGCAAAAGGUCAAAAUAAGUCACUUAAAAAAUUGCUUUAAUAUUUUUCUUUUUUUGACUGUGAACAAAAAUGUUUAAGGAGAUCAAGACUUAACAGAGAAGCAAAAAUAGACAAGUACCCUAUUUUCCCCAGUCUCAGGGUUAAUAAAAAUGUUGCCAUUGAACCAGUUUGUCAGUACACUUUUGUUACUUAAGAAAAUACCAGUAGUAUACAAAGGUUUAAAAAAAUGCAGGGGACCGGGGGCUUUUUAUGAGUUCUUUAUUAAUAUACCCGCACACAUUGCAGCGGAAAAUAGGACGAAACACAUGAAGUGUCGGACGCACCCCAGGCACGUUUUAGAGUAAGACACUGUUGGAGCUCUAUUUUCGCAUCCACAAAGUUUGCUUACCUAGCCAAUAAUGCUGCAGGGCAAGAGAUAUCAAGACAAAGCGUAUGAUGGCUUCAAGUUAUGCCGGCCUUCAGUCAUGAAGUUUUUCGUUGACUGCACAAUUUUCAAACGCAGGAAGGGCAGAGAAGCAGUGGUGUUAGUUCAUCAUGCUUUGCUUUCGGUGCCACUUGCGCAUAAAGCGUAUAUUUUAGUCCACUUAUUCACAAAAUUAUAACAUAUUUUCCGGUUAUCGUGCUAACAACAUUGAAUCUUUUACUAGAAGGUAUCUCAAAACUUGUCGUACUUUGUUUGGUGUCGGGUGCGCAUGAAGCCCAAUUUUACUGAGGUCAACGCAAU
Molecule: messenger RNA, 5668 nt
Organism: Ixodes scapularis (black-legged tick)
Lineage: Eukaryota; Metazoa; Arthropoda; Arachnida; Ixodida; Ixodidae
Exons: 17
Coding region: 1-4776 (1591 amino acids)
Biological process (GO): monoatomic ion transport; transmembrane transport
Cellular component (GO): membrane
Molecular function (GO): monoatomic ion channel activity; protein-containing complex binding
Source: RefSeq, a predicted model, not a curated record